GCGACGCUGCCCAGACUGCCCGCGCCAGGGGCCGGGACGGGGACCGCCGGUUCGGGUGUCCGCUCCGCCACAGAGUCCGAUGGCGGCGGCCGCGUCCAGGGACGCGGCUCAGGACAGUGUGACAUUUGAAGAUGUGGCUGUGUACUUCUCCUGGGAGGAAUGGGGUCUUCUUGAUGAGGCUCAGAGACGCCUAUACCAUGAUGUGAUGCUGGAGAACUUUGCACUUGUGACCACCCUGGGUUGCUGGCAUGGAGCAGAGGAUGGGAAGGCACCUUCAGAGCAGGCUGCUUCUAUAGGAGUGUCACAGGUCAGGACUCACCAUGCAGGUUCAUAUCCCCAGAAGGCACACCCCUGUGGGAUAUGUUGUCUGGUCUUAAAAGACAUUUUGGGUGUGGCUCUGCAUCAGAGAACACGUCCCCAGUUGAGAUCUUACACAUGUAGGAAACAAGUCUGUUUCACUGCGAACCUUCACCAGCAUGGGAAGCAGCAUAGUGGAGAGAAACUGUUGAAAUGGGCUUCAUUUGUGAAGAGCUGUAGGUCCCAUGUGUCAGGGAAGUCCUUUACCAAUGGGGAGGUUGAUAAGGAUUUCCUCGCCAGUUCAGGCCAGCACCAGCACCAGGCCACUCAUAAUGGGCAGAAACCACACAGUUGCACCGUGUGUGGGGAAGCUAUUAACAGUGGGAAGAGCCAUUGCAGUUGGUGUGAAUGCAAGAAAACUUUUAGCCACAAAUACACUCUUGCUGAACGCCUGAGUGUCCGCACUGGAGAAAGGCCUUAUGAGUGCAGUGAAUGUGGGAAAUCCUUCACCCGAAGGUUUAACCUCUUCCAGCAUCAGAAAGUCCACACCGGAGAAAGGCCCUAUAAAUGCAAUGAAUGUGGGAAAUUCUUCACCCACAUCUCCAGUUUCAUUCAACACCAGAGAAUUCACACAGGGGCAAAGCCUUAUAAAUGCAGCAGAUGUGGGAAAUUCUUUGGCCAGAGCUCCAGCCUUAUUGUACACAAGAGAGUUCACACUGGAGAAAAGCCUUAUGAGUGCAGUGAAUGUGGAAAAUCCUUUAGCCAAAGCUCCAGUCUCAUUAAACAUCAGAGAGUUCACACUGGAGUGAGGCCUUAUGAGUGCAGUGAAUGUGGAAAAUGUUUUGGUGACACCUCCAGCCUCAUUAAACACCGUAGAGUUCACACUGGAGAGAAACCUUAUGAGUGCAGGGAAUGUGGGAAAUUUUUUAGCCAAAGUUCUGGCCUCAUUCAACACCAGAGAGUUCACAGUGGAGAAAGACCUUAUGAGUGUAAGAUAUGUGGGAAAUCCUUUACCCGCAACUCUGACCUCUUUCAACACAAAAGGGUUCACACUGGAGAGAGGCCUCAUGAGUGCAGGGAAUGUGGAGAAUUCUUCAGUGACACCCAGUUUGCUCAACACCAAAAAAUUCACAUCAGAAAAAGGUCUCAUGAGUGCAACAAAUGUGCAAAAGCUUUCAGCCGAAGGUCUAACCUCAUUAGACACCAGAAAGUUUACCACCACACGGAAAGGCCAUAUGUGUGCAGCAAAUGUGGGAAAGCCUUCAGUCAGUGGUCUGCCGUGAUUCAGCACCAGAAAGUUCACAAUGCAGAUCGGCUUUAUGAGUGCAGUGAAUGUGGGAAAGCCUUUAGCCGAAGGUGUAACCUCAUCCGACACAAAAAAGUCCACACUGGAGAGAGACCUCAUGAGUGCAGUGAAUGUGGGAAAACCUUCAGCCGAAAGUCUCACGUCAUUGGGCACCAGAAAGUUCACACAGCAAAGCCAUAGCCAUGCAAGAAGCAGGCUUUCUACGUGUUUGAUAUAAUGCCAUGGGAGGAGAGCCUUUGUGAGGGAGACAUCUUCCUGAAGUUGAACUCAUACAUCUGAAUAUACACCACAGGGAAGAUUCCCUGUAAGUUCCAGGUAUGUGGGAAGCUUCUAGGAACCAUAUUGCACUUCCUAACCAGCUUGGGCUCCUUGCUGAAAUUGUGUGACUGCCAGUUUUCGUAGUAUAAGUCAGCUCUACUGCCUAGAAAGGCCCCCAUGGUAUGCAUCAGUUACCCCACUGUUUAGGGAAGUAGAUCUCUGUGUUCUGUCUGGAGAAAAUAAUGAGCAGCCUGAGCCUUUAGAGUAACAUCAUUCCCUUUUCUCUAAUUAAUGUGUAUAUCUGAUCCAGUUUUCUCCCAGAACACCUUAUCUGGGUUCUACUGGUGGCUUGCAGAGAAGGUUUGUCUUCAAGGACAUUGUUUUCAUAUGACACUUGUGAUGGAUUUUUCCAUUCUCCAUGUCACCAACCCAUAAACUGCCUGCCUGACCUUGCUAUGAUUUGUGCAAUAAUAAAGGCCUUAUUGUUUAAGCCACCUUUAAUCUUGGGGGUUGUAUUCACUAGCUGGUUGCUUUGAAAACAUCAUGAAGGGGUAAACAGCUUGUGUGACAGUUCCCAACUUUGGGAGGGCAACAGGCUUUGUACAACUAACAUGCAGCCUGGAAGCCAAGAUUUUUUUGUGGGCCCAAAGGUCACAUUGAGGAGCGGGCACUUGUGACAAUCCCCAGUGUUUCUGGGAUUGGUUCCUUUGUUUAUAGUGCAUAUCAUGUAAUGACCACACAGCUAAGGGGACUCUCUUCCCCAGGUCCUUCAGAAGAGUCAUGUGCCCUGAUGCCCAGAAUUUGGUAGGGUAGUGUCACUGGUUUUAACACUAAAGGGCUCAGGGGGGAUCAUAAUUGAUUAGAAACAUUGGGUUGAUAGGGAGUGCUGGAGCCUGCAGUAAACUAGAUGGAACAUCCCUCUUCUAAAAGUGCACCCACAGCUAUUCCAGCAUCUCUGGCUGUGUUGAGUGAGCAUGUACCUCCUGGUCUGUGUAUCUUGAAUAGCUGAGGUCAUUGGCAGAGAAAUUAAGGUUUUGUGGAUUCCUGUAGCUUUCUGGCCUGUUGACCUUAAGACUGCACAUUCAGGAAAACAAGGUUAGAGAGAAGGGAGAUCUCUUAGUCUAGUGAUAUGGCCUUUGUGACUAAGGUGGAAACAUCCUCUAUUGUUCACCAAUAUUUGCUAUCACUGAGGUAAGGCAUCCCUCCCAAAGCAUUAGGAGAGAGGUGGUAGAGAUAAUAGAAGGAUGCCAAAUUUGAUUUUUUUUUAUAAGGAGUGGGAGAGAUCCUUUUAUUUUGAACCAUUGCUUAAAGCUUUAAGUUAUAAUGACAUACAGUAAACUGCACAUAUUUAAAAUGUAUAAUUUGAUAAGAUUUGAUGGUAUAAUCCACAAAAUCAUCAUAAUUGUGAUAAUGAGCAUAUAAGUCCCACACAUAUUUACCUCAUAAUUUUUAUUAAUCUCUCUCCCUGCCCUCUCUGGCUGUCUGGGCAAACUUGGAUUUACUUUCCUUUACAGUAGACUACAUUUUCUAGAAUUUUAUAUGAUUGGAAUCAUAAAGUAUUUAUUUUUUUCCCUGUUUCAUAUAUACUGCAU
This is a messenger RNA of Callorhinus ursinus (northern fur seal), 3453 nucleotides long. NCBI's taxonomy places the organism in Eukaryota, Metazoa, Chordata, Mammalia, Carnivora, Otariidae. The record is from RefSeq and is a predicted model, not a curated record.